Aplosporella prunicola CBS 121167 is the source of this 1521-nucleotide messenger RNA. RefSeq lists its product as uncharacterized. Gene Ontology annotation, molecular function: NAD+ kinase activity. The record is from RefSeq and is a predicted model, not a curated record. The coding region runs from base 1 to 1521 and encodes 506 amino acids. Gene Ontology annotation, biological process: NADP+ biosynthetic process; NAD+ metabolic process. NCBI's taxonomy places the organism in Eukaryota, Fungi, Ascomycota, Dothideomycetes, Botryosphaeriales, Aplosporellaceae. The transcript is spliced from 2 exons.
AUGUCAAUUGCCCAAUCCCUCAACGGCCUGAUGGGCGCCAACGUUCCCACGACCCCCGAAAACACGGCCACCUUCCCUUCUGCCCACCACGCGCCCGCGCCGCCCGCCGCGCCCAUUGCGCCCAGCAACCGGCGUCUGUCGGGAGCUGUGCCUCAGCUUACGCUCGAUCCCGAGAGCCUGUCAGCUUCCAAGAUGGCCGCCCUUGCCUCGCCCUGCUUCUACCACAAGAAAUUCGACGCGGCCGUCAACAUUGACAAGGUGCUGGAGGAGAUACGGGACAACGAGGGCAUGUCGCACUCGCGGCUGGUGCAGACGGCGACGGGCGUGCGCGAGGUGUCGAAGCAGCUGCAGCGGCGGCCCAUGAAGAUUGCGGUCAAGAACAUCAUGAUCGUGACCAAGGCGCGCGACAACGGGCUGGUGGACCUGACGCGCGAGCUGACCGAGUGGCUGCUGAGCACGCCGCGCCACGGCAAGGACGUGGGCGUCAACGUCUACGUCGACCACAAGCUGCGCAACUCGCGGCGCUUCGACGCGGCGGGCCUGCUGCGUCGCGACGAGCGCUUCGCCGCCAUGCUGCGCUACUGGACGCCCGAGCUGUGCUUGGCCGCGCCCGAGAAGUUCGACCUCGUCCUCACCCUCGGCGGCGACGGCACCGUGCUGUACACGUCGUGGCUGUUCCAGCGCAUCGUGCCGCCCAUCCUGUCCUUCAGCCUGGGCAGCCUGGGCUUCCUGACCAACUUUGAGUUCUCGGCCUACAAGGAGCAGCUGUCGCGCAUCAUGGGCGACGCGGGCAUGCGCGUCAACCUGCGCAUGCGCUUCACCUGCACCGUGUACCGCGCGAACCCGGCCCACGACCCCGGCGACGCCGACUCGCCCUCGCACCACGAGGCCGAGCAGUUCGAGGUGCUCAACGAGCUGGUCAUCGACCGCGGCCCGUCCCCCUACGUGUCCAACCUCGAGCUGUACGGCGACAACGCGCUGCUGACGGUCGUGCAGGCCGACGGCUGCAUCUUCAGCACGCCGACGGGCAGCACGGCGUACAGCCUCAGCGCGGGCGGGUCGCUCGUGCACCCGGACAUACCGGCCAUCCUGCUGACACCCGUGUGCCCGCACACGCUGUCGUUCCGGCCGAUGCUGCUCAACGACAGCAUGCUGCUGCGAGUCGCGAUACCGCGCAACAGCCGGGCGACGGCGCACUGCGCGUUUGACGGCAAGGGCCGCGUCGAGCUGCGCCAGGGCGACCACGUCACCAUUGCCGCGUCGCAGUACCCGUUCCCGACGGUGCUGAGCCGGCCCACCGAGUGGUUCGACAGCCUGGGCCGCACGCUGCGCUGGAACAUGCGCGGCGCGCAGCAGAAGGCGUGGGAUGGUGGGGACGGCAAGGACGAGGACGAGGGCUUCGACAUUGACAUUGACGAUGCUGGCGCCGACGAGGCCGCCCGUGAUAGCGGCUAUAGCGCUGCUACGAGCACUGUCAAGUUGUUAGGUAUGAGCGAGGGAAGUGGUGGAAGUGACUGCUGA